Xylaria bambusicola is the source of this 1150-nucleotide messenger RNA. RefSeq lists its product as uncharacterized. Gene Ontology annotation, biological process: regulation of DNA-templated transcription. Gene Ontology annotation, cellular component: histone deacetylase complex. The record is from RefSeq and is a predicted model, not a curated record. Gene Ontology annotation, molecular function: protein binding; transcription coregulator activity. Lineage: Eukaryota; Fungi; Ascomycota; Sordariomycetes; Xylariales; Xylariaceae. The coding region runs from base 108 to 656 and encodes 182 amino acids. The transcript is spliced from 2 exons.
CAUCCGACCAUACCGCAUAAACCAUAGAUCCUUAGGAAUGAUACCCCGGAGUCCGCACCACUCGUUAUUAUUCAUCCUUGCUGUUCUCUAAUCCCCAGUCUUUCCCGAUGCCGCCGGCCAAAUCGAAAGCAACCCACGAAGACGCCAAGUCGGACACUGCGAGCCUCAAGGAACGCAAUGGUCACGGCACCAAGGACGGCCACAAGACCAAUGGCAAACUACAGCGGGUAGCCAGCUCGACCGGCUCUCAACUCAAAGAAGCUGCGUCUGCCAAAGGCUCGACAUCCACACCAGCAGCAGCAACUGUGCUGCAGCCCAUUGCUCCAGGACUACAAUGGUCAACCUUCGAUCGCGAUGUCCUGCACGAGUAUCGCCGUGAACACCGGCUCGACACGCCGACCGCUUUCUCUUCCUCAUACCGCUUCUGGGUCCUAUCACAAUCUUGUGUCGGCAAACAAUCACCCACGAUGGCGCGACGAGCACAAUUCCGGCGGCAGAGCAAAGACGACCUUGCUAAGGUUGUGCGAAGACAUUUCAACGGCGCCGGGGUCCAGGAGAACGACGUCAUUGUCGAGUUUUUGCACAAAGUGAGAAAUCCCGGUGUGGCCAAACCAAGAAGGAACAAAGAGGCACCACAUUCCUCCCCGCUUCCUUGAGAUACGCUCUGGUCUGGUCAUGAUAUAAUACGUGAUUGCGACUAAUGCGUUAUAUAUAUUCGGUUUGUCUGGAUUGAUUGAGUCACUGCCAGAUGCACCACAUGCCUACAGGUAUGCAUACAUAAAACACACACAUAUAUGCUACACGCAUAGAAACCCGCAUCGGCUUUUGCUGGGUUGGUAUGGGUGAAGGUAUAUUUCCGAUACCCGGAAGAGGUUGUUGCACAUACUUUGCAUUUUCACAAGGAGUUAAGGCGGUUGGUCUGUCUUCGAGCACAUCAUUGAAGGAUUACUUAGGGACUGGUUAAAUGAUGGGUUUCUUAUACGAAGUUUAUGUGUCAAAGGAUGGAAAGGGACUUGGAACUGUGAUAUAAAUGUUUGCAAGGCAUAAGGUACAGCUAUCCAUUGUAUCUACACUACGUUACGCUUUACUGUCGUGCAUACACUACCUAAUGAUAUCUUUAUGGAACGUCUCUAUUUGAAGCGAAACUUUA